AUGCUCUUUCUCAUCGGCUUGGGUCUCGCGGACGAGAAGGACAUCACCGUCAAAGGUCUCGAAGCUAUUCGUGGCUCAAAGCGAGUCUACCUCGAGGCCUACACCUCAAUUCUAGGCGUCGACCAGGCCAAACUCGAAGCAUUCUACGGCAAGCCCCUCAUCCUGGCGGACCGUGACAUGGUCGAGACAGAGAGUGAUGCGAUACUCGACGGUGCAGACAAGGAUGAUGUCUCCUUUCUCGUCGUGGGCGAUCCCUUCGGGGCGACGACUCAUACAGACUUGCAUCUCAGAGCGACAGCAUUGGGCAUCACCACGCGCGUCAUUCACAAUGCCUCCAUCAUGAACGCAGUCGGCGCAUGCGGACUGGCGCUCUACAACUUUGGCCAGACAGUCAGUAUACCGUUCUUCACAGACUCCUGGCGACCGUCGAGCUGGUUUGACCGCAUACACGAGAACAACAAGCUUGGGUUGCAUACGCUCUGCUUACUCGAUAUAAAGGUCAAAGAGCAAAGCGAGGAGAAUCUUGCAAGGGGCCGAAAGAUAUUCGAGCCGGCGCGGUACAUGUCUGUGCCCACCGCUGUCGAGCAAAUCUUGUCGCUUCUUCGGGCAGCGCCCACAGACGGCAGCAAAGCAGCACUCGACCCAGCAGAAACGCUGGCCAUCUCUGUCUCUCGCGUCGGUGCAGAAGAUCAGACAUUCGUCGCGGGUACACUCGCUGAGCUCGCACAAGCGGAUCAAGGCGUCUUCGGCGCGCCUCUACACAGUCUCGUCAUCGUCGGACGACGGUUCCAUCAUCUCGAGAGAGACUUUGCCGCGGGAUGGGCAUUAGAUCAGGAGCGCUGGCGCUCGACAGCCGAUUCGGUCUACCACUGCAGGAGCUAGCAGAACCAGUCUGUGGAACAUUGACCUGUCAGUAGCAAUCGAUUGCAAGUAAAGCCUCGUUGUUGUACUCUCGUUGCCGAUCGCAGAGGCGUUGCAGAUCAGAGGUCGUUCCAGGCUACGUUGGUUGCCGAACAGUCUAGAUCUUGAAUAGAAACUUGAAAU
Mixia osmundae IAM 14324 is the source of this 1044-nucleotide messenger RNA. RefSeq lists its product as uncharacterized. Gene Ontology annotation, molecular function: diphthine synthase activity. The transcript is spliced from 4 exons. Gene Ontology annotation, biological process: protein histidyl modification to diphthamide. The coding region runs from base 1 to 882 and encodes 293 amino acids. The record is from RefSeq and is a predicted model, not a curated record. NCBI's taxonomy places the organism in Eukaryota, Fungi, Basidiomycota, Mixiomycetes, Mixiales, Mixiaceae.